CGCCAAACCCGGAAGUGCCCGGGCCGCCUGGCCGCCGCGGUCUCCCCGCCAUGGGCCGCAACAAGAAGAAGCGCGACGGCGACGACCGGCGGCCGCGGCUCGUCCUCAGCUUCGACGAGGAGAAGCGGCGGGACUAUCUCACCGGCUUCCACAAGCGCAAGGUGGAGCGGAAGAAGGCGGCCAUCCAGGAGAUCAAGCAGCGGCUCAAGCAGGAGCAGAAGAAACUGCGGGAAGAGCGCCACCAGGAGUACUUGAAGAUGCUGGCAGAGAGAGAGGAGGCCUUGGAGGAGGCGGAUGAGCUGGACCGCCUGGUGACCGCCAAGACGGAGUCGGUACAGUACGACCACCCCAACCACACGGUCACCGUCACCACCAUCAGCGACCUGGACCUCUCGGGGGCGCGGCUGCUGGGGCUGCCCCUGCCCGAGGCGGCCCGGCAGGAGUCGGAGGGAGAGGCGCCCAGUAAGGAGCCGGCCCGAGCCUUACCCCGAAAGUCCAAGGACCCCCUGCUGUCCCAGCGGAUCUGUUCCCUCACGGCCUCGCUGCACGCUCAUAGCCGCAAGAAGGUCAAGAGGAAACGCGCCCACCGAGCCCCGGACCCCAAGAAGCCACCCAGCGCCACGCGGACCAGCAAGACCCAGCGCCGCCGGCUGACGGGCAGAGCCCGGCACAGCGGGGAGUGAGCCCCGGCACCCCUCCUGGCUUAUCCCCCGGGGCCGGUCUCCCCGGGACCCGUCAGCCGCCGUCGGGUCCCUGACACUCUGCGCCAAGCCAGCCCUGGGCCCCGCCCGCUGUCCCACGGCAGAGGCAGGCUGGGGGGGGGCCAGGGACCAGGACUCGCCCACCCUCCCCCAGACACUUAGCCUGUGGGUGGGAAAGGGACCUGGAGGGGGCUAGGAGACCCCUGUCUUGAACCUCACAUGGGGUCGUGUGACUGAGCAGGGGGUUCGUCACAAACCACAAGGCCUGGGGCGUGAGUGCUGUGGCGAGGACGCUCUCUCGUCUCGCAUGUGUUGGGAUUUAAUCUCAGGCAUCACCAGGAGUGAUCCUGAGCACAGAGCCAGGAGUAGCCCCUGAGCACUGCAGGGUGGACCUAAACUCCCUCCCCAAGUUUCUUUUACAAUAAAAUUCUCAGGCCGGAGCAGUAGGACAGCGGGUGGGGCGUUUGCCUUGCAGGUGGCUGACCCGGGUUCAGUCCCCAGCACCCCAUGUUCUUGGUCCCCUGAGCCCAACAGGAGUGAUCCCUGAGCACUGCCUGGUGUGACCGCCAAACCAAAAAAUAAAUAAAUGAAUAAACUUGUGGUUUAUUGUUAGUGAAUGGUUUG
Sorex araneus (European shrew) is the source of this 1325-nucleotide messenger RNA. RefSeq names its product nucleolar protein 12 (gene NOL12). NCBI's taxonomy places the organism in Eukaryota, Metazoa, Chordata, Mammalia, Eulipotyphla, Soricidae. Bases 51 to 683 code for a protein of 210 amino acids. The transcript has 6 exons. Gene Ontology annotation, molecular function: RNA binding. The record is from RefSeq and is a predicted model, not a curated record. Gene Ontology annotation, cellular component: nucleolus.